Messenger RNA from Dreissena polymorpha, 588 nucleotides. Its product is annotated as 60S ribosomal protein L24-like. The coding region runs from base 81 to 545 and encodes 154 amino acids. Lineage: Eukaryota; Metazoa; Mollusca; Bivalvia; Myida; Dreissenidae. Gene Ontology annotation, biological process: cytoplasmic translation. Gene Ontology annotation, molecular function: mRNA binding; structural constituent of ribosome. The record is from RefSeq and is a predicted model, not a curated record. The transcript is spliced from 5 exons. Gene Ontology annotation, cellular component: cytosolic large ribosomal subunit.
CGCUAACUAAACAUGUUCAGUCGAUGCCGAUGGAAUGCUUUACUUAGCCUGUAUCUGUCUCUUCUAUUUCCGCUUUAAAGAUGAAGAUCGAACUUUGUUCGUUCAGCGGUUUUAAAAUCUACCCUGGUCACGGGAAAAGGGUCGUCAAAACUGACGGCAGGGUUUUCCAGUUCAUUAACGGAAAAUGUGAGGCUGCUCACCUUGGCAAGCGGAACCCCCGCAAGGUAAACUGGACUGUGCUGUACCGCAGGAAGCACAAGAAGGGUCUGACUGAGGAGACGGCCAAGAAGAGGACACGCAGGACCACCAAGUUCACCCGCGCCAUCACUGGAGCCACCCUCGGUGACAUCAUUGCCAAGAGAAACCAGAAGCCAGAAGUGAGGAAGGCCCAGAGAGAACAGGCCAUCAGAGCUGCAAAAGAAAAACAAAAGGCAAAGGAAGCAACAAAGAAAUCUACCAAGCCUGCUGUUCCCAAGGCUGCCCAGAAACAGAAGGCGGCAAAGAAUAUUCAGGCCAAGGCUCCCCGAGUCGGUGGAAAGCGAUAAUUUAUUUGUGCAGUUAAUGAAUAAAAACGGAAAACCAAGAAAA